AUGGGUAUCGCUGCAUUUUUAUCAAUGGAGGCAUCACUGCGUGAUUCCCCUCGAACGCCUGGAGAGAUGAGCAGCGAGAAAGAUAGCAGUGACACUCCGUCUCCGGAUCCGACGGCAAAUGAACCAGGCGACAUUCUCACAGUGGACCCCAUCAUCUGCAGUGUCCCCGAUCCGUCUCCCAUGUGUUGUGGCUGCUGCGUCCCUCAUGCAUGGACGACCCCGAAAGAAACGCCAGCGUUAGUGGCCGAACAUGAACGACAGGGUCGUCGAAUCGCCCUGAAGGAUGGCAGUUCUGUCUUUGUCCGAGAUGAGACUCCCCAGGAUAGUGUCAAGAUGACUGUCGUAAUGGUCCAUGGAGUCCCAGCGUCUAGCUUUCUCUACCGCAAGUUCUUUGCUCCCUUGGUAGCUGAGGGAUAUCGCGCCAUUGCCUUUGACUUGCCAGGCUUGGGACUUAGCGAUAAGCCCUUGGACCGAGACUAUUCGUGGCCCGCCAUGGCUGAAACGCUGCACGAAAUCAUGGGGCACGAAGAUCUAGCCAUCAACACAAAGAUCCACAUGGUCAUUCAUGAUAUCGGUGGCCCGAUUUCUGCUCUCUACGCCGCAGAUCAUCCAGAACGCGUCGAAUCCAUCACGGCGUUGGAUACCUUGCUGGACAUUGCCAGCUUUAGUCCCCCCUUUCCCAUGUUCUUCUUUCCCAUUCCAAUCAUUGGCAAUAUUGCCAUUGCCUCCAUGACACCUUGGGUGCUACGACAGUUCAUGUAUCUACGAGGUGUGGCCGACACGGAAGCGUGCGACCACGAAGAAGCCAUGGCUUGGGUAUUCUUGCUCAAACGACAAAAGGGAGCCGCGUCCUUUUCCAAAAUCAUGAAGUCGUUCCCUUCGGGGAAAAGCAAAAAGCAAGAGCUAACCAACAAAAUUCAACAAGCGCUAGGAACGGAACAACAACUUCCCAUGCAGGUUAUCUGGGCGCAAGGUGAAGUUGCCAUUCCUCAAUCCCAGUGCGAGUACAUUCGCGAGAAAUUCCAUGUCACGGGAGAUACGCAACACGUUCCUGGACGACACUUUUUCCAACUCGAAAGUGCAGAGACAAUCGUACAGCACAUUCAUCAAUUCUUGCAGGAACGCCAACAACAAUAA
Seminavis robusta is the source of this 1137-nucleotide messenger RNA. The record is from the annotation of a GenBank genome assembly. NCBI's taxonomy places the organism in Eukaryota, Bacillariophyta, Bacillariophyceae, Naviculales, Naviculaceae.